This is a messenger RNA of Drosophila rhopaloa, 2047 nucleotides long. RefSeq lists its product as uncharacterized. The transcript has 5 exons. Bases 108 to 1781 code for a protein of 557 amino acids. The record is from RefSeq and is a predicted model, not a curated record. Lineage: Eukaryota; Metazoa; Arthropoda; Insecta; Diptera; Drosophilidae.
UAUCAUCGCGGCGGCUCCAAAAACAGCUGUUCGGACUCCCCAGCUGAUAUUACGACAGGUGGCGGCCGAGGGUUAAUUGUGUGAACUUUACAGCGGGCGUACGGAAAAUGCGACCUCUCCAGCGUGUGCGGCAGCUGCUGAGCGUGGGAGGCCGGAUUCGGGAAAGAAGACUACUCCACGGCCAGCGGAAAGUUUCUGCCCCGAAAAAGGGUUUUCCUGUGCUGAGACUGGGUCUCCUGGCAGCCGGAGCCGUAGCUCUUGGUUACGAUGGAAUAGUAAACGACUUCACCUACUGUGGUGCCUCCGUUCGAUUUGUACGGUCCCUCAAAACCGCCGGAUUGAUUGCCGCCGACUAUCUGCGGCUGGACGAGAACGAUGCAGAGUACGAGACGAAGGUGAAGGUCCUGCACAAGAAGAGUGCCGAGCGACUGCUGGAGACGUGCCUACUUAACGGCGGUCUGUACAUCAAGGUGGGUCAGGGGUUCGCCGCCAUCAAUCACAUCCUGCCCGUGGAAUACACCAGCACGCUGUCCAGGCUGCAAGAUCGCUGCCUGCCUACCAGUCAGGCGGAUGUCCAGAAGGUCUUUCGCAAAGACUUUGGCCAGCUACCCGAGGAGAUAUACCAGGAAUUCGACUAUAAGCCCGUGGCGGCUGCCAGUUUGGCGCAGGUUUUUAAAGCCAAAUUGCACAGCGGCGAGCAGGUGGCCGUCAAGGUGCAGUACAACGAUCUACAGAAGCGCUUUAUUAGCGACCUUGGCACCAUCAUCUUCCUGCAGGACAUUGUCGAGUUCUUCUUCAAGGACUACAACUUUGGGUGGAUCUUAAACGACCUGCGGAAGAACCUGGUGCUGGAAUUAAACUUCUUGCAGGAGGGCCAGAACGCCGAACGCUGCGCCAAGGACAUGGAGAAGUUUAGCUAUGUCCAUGUCCCCAAAAUCCACUGGUCGCAUACAAAAACUCGUGUUCUUACUCUUGAAUGGAUGGACGGCUGCAAGAUUAACGAUCUUGAGACGAUAGCAAGACAAAAGCUCAGCCUGAAGGACAUCGACGUAAAGCUCUUUGAUGCCUUUGCUGAACAAAUUUUCUACACUGGCUUCGUGCACGCCGAUCCCCAUCCAGGAAACAUCUUUGUGCGACCAAAUAGUAAAAAUGGGAGAGCAGACAUUAUUCUGCUGGACCAUGGGCUUUAUGAAGAACUGCCUCAGAAUGUUCGAGGACCACUCUGCGAAUUCUGGGAGGCCACUGUGCUGCGGAAUGAAACCAAGAUGCAAGCCGCCGCCGAAAAGAUCGGCAUCGCCGACUACAUGCGGUUCGCCGAAGUGCUGUUCCAACAGCCCAUUCGCAUUCGAGGAGGCCGCAUCAGGGGCAAAUUGUCGCAGGAGGACAUCGACCACAUGCAGGAGAUAGCCAGGAAAAACUUUGAGCACAUCAUGGGCACCCUUAAGGAAAUGCCUAGGAGCAUGUUGUUUGUGGUCCGUAACCUGAACACGGUUCGAGCGAUUAGUCAUCAGCACGGGGACGUGGUCAAUAGGCCUCGAGUCAUGGCGCGAUAUGCCCAGAAGUGCCUUUAUAUGCAGAAAGAAGGGCGGUCUCCUCUGCGGUUUGUCCACUGGCUGAGUCGGCGCGUCUACUUCGAAUACUGUUUGUUUUUGUCAGCCUUCAAGCUGCGCCUCCUCGACUGGUACUUCAAUGUCCUCUAUUUGCUGGGACGUGCUCCUGCCUCGGCCAGAACCGUAAUGAGCGAGAUGAUGCAACCUCCGGAACCGGAGAUGUUGAGAUGAGUGUUUACUAGUAGCUUUCCCCCUAAAUCAUAAGUUUUAAAAUGUACUUUUAUAUAUUUAUUAAUUUUGCACUGACUCAUUCCCAGAAUAUAUUAAAUAAAGAAAAUCACUGAGAAUGAGUCUGGGCUAAGGGUUUUAUAUGGUGUGACGAACAAAUAAUUAUUGUAAAGUGAUAAGCAAUGUAUUUAUUUUAUGCCUUUAUGACGCUUUACCUUAUCUUGCUAUUAAGGUGUAGGACUUUUGAAUAAAUUGUUUAGUAAAUUGGA